AUGCUCUCUCGGCUCGCCAGGACCCAAAUUUCCCGGUCCGCGCUUCUCAGUCAGACUCGGCAACUUUCGUUUGACCUCAACGAAACCCAAAAAGAAAUUCAAGCUGCCGCUCUGAAAUUCUCAAAAGAGGUUCUAGUUCCAAAUGCGGCGAAAUUCGAUGAAAGCGGAGAGUUUCCAUGGGAAAUCAUUCGUCAGGCGCAUAGUUUGGGGCUGAUGAAUCCGCAAAUUCCGGAGAAAUAUGGCGGUCCUGGAAUGACGACGUUGGAGACGACGUUGAUUGUGGAGGCGCUUUCAUAUGGAUGCACUGGGCUUCAACUCGGCAUCAUGGGACCAUCCCUCGCGAUCGCACCUGUCUACAUUGCUGGUAACGAGGAACAGAAGAAGAAAUACCUCGGAGCUCUUGCCGCCGAGCCCAUCAUUGCCUCCUACUGUGUCACGGAGCCAGGAGCCGGAUCCGACGUGAAUGGUGUAAAGACCAAAUGUGAGAAAAAGGGAAACGAAUACAUUAUCAACGGGUCGAAGGCAUGGAUCACUGGUGGAGGGCACGCCAAAUGGUUCUUCGUGUUGGCUAGAUCCGACCCGAAUCCUAAAACCCCGGCUGGAAAAGCGUUCACAGCGUUUAUAGUCGAUGGAGACACGUCUGGAAUCACUCGUGGCAAGAAGGAGAAGAAUAUGGGACAGAGAUGUUCGGAUACCAGAACUAUCACAUUUGAAGACGUUCGUGUGCCAGAGGAGAAUGUUCUGGGACCGCCGGGUGCUGGAUUCAAGGUCGCCAUGAGUGCAUUCGAUAUGACUAGACCUGGAGUGGCUGCUGGAGCAUUGGGAUUGUCAUGGAGAUGCUUGGAUGAGUCGGCAAAGUAUGCAUUGCAGAGGAAAGCAUUCGGAACGGAGAUUGCUAAUCACCAAGCCGUCCAAUUCAUGCUCUCCGACAUGGCUAUCAACCUAGAGCUGGCUCGUCUGAUCACAUACAAAUCAGCCACCGAUGUUGAUAACGGAGUCCGAUCCUCUUACAACGCAUCAAAAAGUGCUUCGCAGCGGAUACCGCGAAUCAGGCGGCUGCUAAUGCUGUUCAGAUGCAACGGCUUCAACUCGGAAUACCCUGUCGAGAAGCUGAUGCGCGACGCCAAGAUCUAUCAAAUCUACGAAGGAACGUCCCAAAUCCAACGCAUCGUCAUCUCCCGCAUGCUUCUUGGCCACGUGGCACAGAAUGGUACUAGCCGAAUGUGA
This is a messenger RNA of Caenorhabditis briggsae, 1227 nucleotides long. Gene Ontology annotation, cellular component: mitochondrion. The record is from RefSeq and is a predicted model, not a curated record. Gene Ontology annotation, biological process: medium-chain fatty acid catabolic process; fatty acid beta-oxidation. The transcript has 6 exons. Lineage: Eukaryota; Metazoa; Nematoda; Chromadorea; Rhabditida; Rhabditidae. The coding region runs from base 1 to 1227 and encodes 408 amino acids. Gene Ontology annotation, molecular function: flavin adenine dinucleotide binding; medium-chain fatty acyl-CoA dehydrogenase activity.